This is a messenger RNA of Malassezia globosa CBS 7966, 279 nucleotides long. RefSeq lists its product as uncharacterized. Gene Ontology annotation, cellular component: nucleus; DSIF complex. Gene Ontology annotation, molecular function: zinc ion binding; RNA polymerase II complex binding. The transcript is spliced from 3 exons. The record is from RefSeq and is a predicted model, not a curated record. Gene Ontology annotation, biological process: regulation of transcription elongation by RNA polymerase II; transcription elongation-coupled chromatin remodeling. NCBI's taxonomy places the organism in Eukaryota, Fungi, Basidiomycota, Malasseziomycetes, Malasseziales, Malasseziaceae. The coding region runs from base 1 to 279 and encodes 92 amino acids.
AUGUCGUCAACCGCCAAACUUCGCGCGUGCUUGCGAUGUCAUUUUGCGCAGACUGCAGCGGAAUUCCAUGCUAAGGGCUGUCCCAAUUGCCAAGAUAUGCUUGAUAUGCAAGGCAGUCAGGAGCGAGUCGCUGAUUUUACUACCUCGAACUUCGAUGGGCUUAUAUGUAUGCUGCGCCCUGAGGAAAGCUGGGUUGCAAAGUGGCAACGCAUUGAGAAACGCAUGGUAGGCCUCUAUGCGGUGAAAGUCGUAGGUCGGCUCCCCGAGACUCAAGACUAG